AUGCGUCAAAACAGAUCCAAGGAUAAAUCUCAAUCUGCUGAACAAGAUUACAGCGAUGUCUUGGAAAUUGUUGAACAGUUGGCGGAAAUUCUUGACCGCACCGAUCUUUCGGAAGUCCGCAUCCGGGAUAAGGAAUUUGAGAUACAGGUUUCCAGGUAUCGCGGGAAUCCCCCAGGACAUGAACAGCCCGCGCUACGAUCAGCAGAGACGGGCGUAGCGGUGGGGACACCGCAGCUCCCUGUAGAGAACCCAGAUACGGACGGCAGCGCGGAAGCAAAUAAUGCAUUGAUCAGUGCACCGAUGCCCUCGCGCUUCUACCGUUCCCCUGCGCCUGAUGAGCCACCCUUUGUAAAAGUCGGGGAUAUAGUUGCCACGGGUGAACCCGUUGCCGUCCUUGAAGUUAUGAAAACUUACAAUCCCGUGGAAGCUCCGUUUAACUGUGAGAUCUUAGAGAUUCUCGCUGAAGAUGGCGAGGCGGUUGAAUAUGCACAACCGUUGUUCCGAGUGAAGCAGGCAUAG
Messenger RNA from Geodia barretti, 519 nucleotides. The record is from the annotation of a GenBank genome assembly. NCBI's taxonomy places the organism in Eukaryota, Metazoa, Porifera, Demospongiae, Tetractinellida, Geodiidae.